This is a messenger RNA of Alternaria rosae, 711 nucleotides long. RefSeq lists its product as uncharacterized. NCBI's taxonomy places the organism in Eukaryota, Fungi, Ascomycota, Dothideomycetes, Pleosporales, Pleosporaceae. The record is from RefSeq and is a predicted model, not a curated record. Bases 1 to 711 code for a protein of 236 amino acids. The transcript has a single exon.
AUGUUCUCUGAACUACCAGCUCCCAAGAGCGAUCAGGUCGCUCUCGUCAAAGAGCCUAUCAUGCAAGAGCAUAAGAAUGUUAUUGUGGAGCAAAUCCGCCCAGAUAAGCCGGACUACUACAACUCCCCAGCAUUUCAGGCGGCCCACAAGCACGAAGCCUUCUUGCAGCUACUUCACGAAUCGCCGACAUGGAUGGCUGAAAAGUGUUUCAGCAACAUAUCUGAUCAAGGGCUGCGAGAUUUCGAUGAAAGUACCGAUAAGACUAAACGAUACUGGGCGCAACAUCCCGACCUUUUCUUUCUCUACUUUGGUAAAUCUGUAUCAAGCUCUGAGGCGUCCGGUUGUCAUCAGUCAACACUACCGACGCAGAUCUCGUUUGAUCUUGCUGAAGAUGAGGGUUACGGUCGUGAUCAGAAGAUGUGCGAUUCUAUCGAAAUUGGUCUGAUAGCUGCUCGGGAGGACUUCAAAAAAUUGGUGAAACGGUAUCAAACCAAGUUACUCAUCAAAGGUUCGGAAAAUUAUGAGAUGCCCAUCCAUGCACCAAGACCGCGCCGUAGACAAAGGAUCGCUGCCGACUUCGAGGAUAUGAUCGAACGUGCUGAGGUCUAUGACCCAAUUUCCUGUGCUGCCUACGAAGCUGGCCACGAUGCGCCUGACAGGAUGUGGAAGCAGCCUAACAACUACCAGGCGUACCAGAACCAGUGGCAAUAG